Molecule: messenger RNA, 1314 nt
Organism: Penicillium pulvis
Lineage: Eukaryota; Fungi; Ascomycota; Eurotiomycetes; Eurotiales; Aspergillaceae
Product: NAD(P)/FAD-dependent oxidoreductase
Exons: 2
Coding region: 1-1314 (437 amino acids)
Molecular function (GO): sarcosine oxidase activity; saccharopine oxidase activity; flavin adenine dinucleotide binding
Source: RefSeq, a predicted model, not a curated record
AUGGUGGUGUCCAAAUCCGACGCGAUCAUCAUCGUCGGCGGAGGUGCCUUCGGCCUCUCGUCAGCCCUUCAUCUCUCUCGAAAAGGGUAUACCAAUAUCUCCGUGUUCGAGAAAGAUGACAACGUCCCACCUCGCUCUUCAGCAGCCAACGACUUGAACAAAAUUGUGCGGGCCGAAUAUGAGGAUCAGUUUUACACCGACUUGACCAUUAAAGCGAUAGAUGCCUGGAAAACGCCAUUGUUUGCUCCUCACUUCCACCAAACCGGCUUUUUGCAUUGUGUUUCCGGAGCCGCCCCUGAGAAGGCCGUCGACACAUUAAACCGAUUUCGCGCAUCAGCCGAGAAUGAUCCUAGGAUUAAGCCCCACGUUCUGCCUCUGAAGGAUGUGAACGAGGUCCGCCAGGCCUGCUGGCAGCUUGAUGGAGAGCUAACAGGAUGGCACGGUUACCUAAACCGCUUCGACGGAUACGCCCACUCAGCCAAUGCCCUGGCAGCAGUAUACCGCGAAACCCAGGCAGCAGGGGUCCGUUUCUUCCUCGGAGAACAAGGUGCCGUCAGCGAAAUUGUGUAUGUGAGCACCCUUGGAGGGCGUAAAUGCGCCGGUAUCAGAACUAAGAAUGGUCGCUUCCACCCCUCAUCAUUGGUGAUCGUUGCAGCCGGAGCCGGAGCCGGUCGCCUAGUUCCCGAAAUCGGCAAGGAAGUCGUGGCAAAGUCUUGGUCUGUUGCUCAUGUGCAUCUCACGGAUGACGAGACCUCUGCUCUCCGCGGUAUUCCUGUCACCUAUGCGCGUGAUUUGGGGUUCUUCUUCGAGCCUGAUCCGAAGACGAACUUGCUGAAACUUUGCCCGAUGGGUGGUGGGUAUAUUAAUACCGAUCCCAAGACUGGUGUCUCACAUGCGCCUGAGAAUGUGAGCGAUAGCGCUUUCUUGCCUGAGGCGGACGAAAAGCAGCUUAGAGAUCUGCUGCGUCAAACUCUUCCUUCGCUUGCGGACCGGCCUUUCGUUAGGAAGUCUUUGUGUUGGUUUGCCGACACCAACGACUCGGACUUUAUUGUGGAUUAUAUUCCCAGUACGUCCUCAUCUAUUAUCAUUAUGUCUGGUGAUUCGGGACAUGGUUUCAAGAUGUUCCCUAUUGUGGGCUCUUGGAUUACUGAUCUCCUGUCUGCACCUGAUAAUAAGCAGUCUGUGGAGCGGUGGAGGUGGAAGCAGCCUGCUGCCGAUGCUGAGAAAGCCGACUGGGGUGGUGAUGUUAGCUGGCGUCUUGGGCAGUCUACGGAGUUCACUUCGAUCCUACCUCCAAAGGCCUCGAAGCUGUAA